This is a messenger RNA of Drosophila busckii, 4601 nucleotides long. It is a transcript of the gene pds5, whose product is annotated as sister chromatid cohesion protein PDS5 homolog B-B. Bases 222 to 3896 code for a protein of 1224 amino acids. NCBI's taxonomy places the organism in Eukaryota, Metazoa, Arthropoda, Insecta, Diptera, Drosophilidae. The record is from RefSeq and is a predicted model, not a curated record. Gene Ontology annotation, cellular component: chromatin; nucleus. Gene Ontology annotation, biological process: mitotic sister chromatid cohesion; DNA repair. The transcript is spliced from 14 exons.
UUAUAAUUUGCAGUUAAAACAAUUAAAACAGCUCAUGAUGACGUCGUAAUUGUGUUUCAAACGUUUAUAUGGACUGACAAAAUAAUAUACAACGUUUGUAAAUAGCAGUGCGUGUUUUAGAAGUGCGGCCUCGAAAAAUACAAAUUUGGCAAACAUUUUAUACCGCUGCUGCGAAACGACAAUAAAUCGCGCGGUGUGAGAGCUUGCGACAGCUGUCAACAAUGGCGGACAUUGUUUAUCCCAGUACCUGUCGACCGUUAACUGAGGAUCUCGGCACAGAUGAGCUUAUACGCCGGCUUAAAACUUUAGCCGAUGAGCUUCAAAAGAUGGACCAGGAUGAUAAUCUCUAUCAGCAGUAUGUACCAUUAGCGCUACACUUGCUCGACGAUUUUUUCAUGCAACAUCCUUCGCGAGAUGUGCAGUUAUUAAUUGCAUGCUGCAUUGCGGACGUGUUGCGUGUUUAUGCGCCCGAAGCACCCUACAAGGAGCAGGAUCAAAUCAAAACAAUUUUCAAGUUUUUCAUUAAGCAAUUGCAUGGUUUGAAGGAUCCACGUGAUCCUUCUUUCAAGCGUUACUUUUACUUGCUAGAAAAUCUAGCGUUUGUCAAAUCGUUUAAUAUGUGCUUUGAGCUGGAGGAUUGCCAGGAAAUAUUUCAGGAGCUCUUCAGCACGGUUUUCAAAAUAAUUAAUGAUCAGCAUAGUGUCAAAGUGAAAAACUUCUUUCUGGAUGUGCUGAGUCCGCUUAUAACUGAUGCGGAUAGUCUUUCAAUUGAGCUGCUGGAUCUGAUACUGAUUAACAUAGUGGAGCCCAAUAAGUCCAACAAUAAGUAUGCACAUGAGCUAACAGAGCAGCUUUUGGUCAAAACUGGAGAUGCCUUCGAGUCAACGAUUAAAUUGUUUUUUAAUCGAUCUUUGGUCAUGGACAAACCAAACACCAAGCUGGCGAUAACAAGCAAAAUUUAUGAUAUCAUCUAUGAGCUUAACCAAAUCAAUGGAGAUCUUCUGGUCUCUGUUCUGCCACAGUUGGAAAAUAAAUUACUCUCCACUGAUGUAACCGAGCGACUGAGAGCCACCACAACUUUAGCGCGCAUGUUCUCGGAAAAGGAUUCACAGCUGUCCAAGAAGUAUCAACCGCUGUUACGCACAUUCUUGGGUCGGUUUUGCGACAUUACCGAAUCGGUGCGUGUGAAGUGCGUACAAUCGUCCAUGCACUUUUUGCUCAAUCAUCCGCAUCUACAGUCGGAAAUUAUUGAAAAGCUGCGUGUACGCCAUCAUGAUGUGGAUGAAAUGGUGCGUCAUGAGACAGUUAUGGCUAUUGUGGGUACAGCCAGGCGUAAUUUUGAUAUUGUGGUCAAUUCACCAGAGCUGUUGGAAAUCGUGCGGGAACGCACCAUGGAUAAGAAAUAUAAAAUACGACGCGAUGCGAUGAAUGGACUUGGGUUUAUCUACAAACGCGCUAUUUGUGAGCCAAACGAUUUGAGUGAUGAAGUCAAGCAAGGAGUGGAUUGGAUUAAAAAUAAAAUUAUGCAUGGAUAUUACAAAGUAUCGCUGGAGGAUAAACUAAUGGUGGAGCGUUUGCUUAUCACGCAUUUAGUGCCCUACAAACUGCCGCCAGACGAGCGCAUGAAAAAGCUCUAUCAUUUGCUGGGUGAUUUAGACACAAAUGCAACUAAAGCGUUUGUAGAACUGCAAAAAAAUCAAAUGAAGACACGCCACACGGUCAGCGAUUGGAUUAAGCUGCAUCACUCCAAGGAGUUCACACCACGCGUCCUUAGCCAGCUGAUCGCCAAGCAGGCGACUAUAGCCAAAUUACUGCCAGAUCCUUUGAAGUGCUCAGAGUAUCUUACACAAUUUAGUAACCAUUUACGCAAAGAUGCGCAAUUACUGCGCUACAUAAACAUUGUUCUAAAACGCGAUGUUAGCUGCCGCGAGUGUGCAGAUACGAUGAGCGCACUGCUCAAAAAACUGGGCGCUCAUGUUAUGACGAAUCUUUAUUAUAACACAGUCAAGAUGCUUAUCGAGCGCAUUGCCUCUGUUAUGGUCGACAAGGAGUCGAUUGGCGUGCUUAUAGGUCUAAUUGAGCAGUGUAUUCAGGGCGGCAGCAUCUGUCAAGAAAUUGGCAUCCCACCCAAAGAAGCUGGCGAGCGUGGUCUUAAUUUGCUUAGCAUGCUAUCGUAUGUGUUCUCUGCGCAUUUCAUUACGGAUACCUCACUGCGUCAUUUGAUUGCUUUGCUCAGCUACGACGAGGAAUAUGUCGCGCCGCUGGUGCUCAAAACAUUGACACAUUUGGGCCGCUAUCAGCCGCUUAUAGACGAUGGCAAUCCUGCUAUACUGGAGGAACUGGCGCCCAUUUGUAAAGACUUUGCGAUAGUUGGCACGGAUAAGCAGGCAAAGCAUGCGGUGCGCUGCAUUUUUGUCAACAGUCAAUCAUCAUCGACGGCCUCAGCGGAUGGCAAUGGCAAUGGCAGUGCCUCAACUACCACACAAAAUGUGCAUCCCAUUUUUCAUGAGAUCAUUGAAACGCUGCGCGUCAAACUAACACCCGAUUGUGAGAAUCAACGCACCAUGAUUGUUACCUUGGGCCACAUAGCAUUGAAUAUGCCGCAGGCAUUCUUAACUCCCAUUAAGAACAUGAUAGCGCGUCGCAUUGUGAAAGAGCUGCUCAUACAGGAGGUGCCGGCGGAUCGCGACUGCGAGUUGCCCGAUGGCGAGUGGUGCGAAGAAGAUCAACUGCCAAUCGACACGCUCUGCAAAUUGGAUGGACUUAAGACCAUGGCACGCUGGCUGCUCGGCUUGCGCAACGACGAGCAUGCGGCACAGAAAACAUUCCGCAUGCUGGCUGCCUUUGUCACUCAACGUGGCGAUUUGUUAGCACAAAAUCGUCUCUGCCCUGCGGAAAAAUCCUGGCUGCGUGUAGGCGCUGCCUGUGCUAUGCUCAAGAUAUGCGAGCAAAAAGGUGUGGGUGAUCAGUAUAGCGCGGAACAGUUUUUACAGCUCUCGCAGCUUAUGGAAGAUCCAGUUCUAGAGGUUCGUGAAAUAUUUGCACGCAAGCUGCACAAAGGUCUGGGUAGAAGUUUGCCGCGUCAUUGCCUACCGCUGGACUUUAUGGGCUACUAUGCACUCGUCGGCCUGGAGCCCAAUAAGAAAUUGCAAGAUCAGGUGCGUCACUAUAUUGAAGCGGAUGUAAAUAAGCGCAGGGAAUAUCUUAAAACUGUUGCAAUGACAAUACCGGAUAGCUCAUCGGAAGCGCAACAUAUUUUACCUGAUUUCAUGGUGGUCUUUGCCAUACCCGUGCUGGUAAGCAAUCCCAGCUUCACCAAUUAUGAGGACUAUGUGCAGUUGCGUAAAAUGGAGAAAUGCCUGCGCUUCAUAUUGGAGCCGCUGAUGGCAAAACGUGAAUCUUUUGACUAUAGCUUCUACAAGCAGCUGCUGCAGCUGAUAAAACAUCGUGAAUACGGACAGAGCAACGAAAGGGAUGGAACAGAUAAUAAUCACAAAAUGUGGGCGCUCUGUGAUCUCGCUAUGCACAUAAUUGAUGCCAAAGUUGGCCAGUGUGAUGACAACUCGAGCGCAUUCUCAAUUCCAAUGGCGUUGCCAGAAUUGUACUACAAACAGCCCCCUGGAAGUUUUACGAACAAUAAAAUCUAUUUGCCGCUGGAUGUCUAUACCUUGGGCGCUAACACAAAAUCAAGCAGUAAAACUUCGGCCUCCACAACGACAGCUGCAGCUCAUGCUGCAGCAGCUGGUUCCAAGCGAGCGGCAGAGCUAUCGCUCAUGGACGAUGAUGGAGAAAAUUCACAAGAGAAUAAUCUUUUUGAUAACAUUCGUGCCGCAGAUACGACGGAGCCGUUGGCUAAGAGAACGCGCGGCGGAGCCGCAGCGGCAGCCAAAUCGUAAAACAAAUUUCGCCUAUUUGUUAGUUUAGUGUUAGUCUAGUACCUAAGUUAACUAAAUAUUUAAGACUUAGUAUCGCACACACACAAGCACGAGAAAACAAUCAGAAGCAGCAGUCAUAUCCUGGGAAAUAUUUUAGAUUUGUUUGCUGUGUCAGUGAGUGAGUGGGUGAGUGUGUGUGUGCCUAUGUGUUAAGCAAACAGACCAAUAACCAAGCUGGCAGUUGCGCCAAUUUGUUAAUUUUACAUUUAUUCGUAGAAGUGCACAUUUUAUUUAAAAUUCUUUUGGUGUGCUUUGUAUUAUGCGAAAUUUUUUCUUGUUUUUAAUAUUGUCAACAUUUUAAUUCAUGUUUCAAAACGAUUCUUUUUGUAAUUAUUUUUUUUUAUCAAUUGUAUCGAAUAAAAGGAAAUUAGCUUGAAAAUUAGUUGAAAAAUUUCAAACACGUAAUUUAACGGAGCCUUAUUAAGAAAUUAAUAUCUUAAAAUUUUCUAUGAGCGCAGUUAAAAAUUAGUUAAUAUUACAUGCAGGAUUAAUCAUAAUACGCAUAUACAUAUACACAACAAAAACAUAUUCAUAAUUAACAAACAAAAUGCAUUAAAAAUGUAUUAUAUGAAAACAAUUAAACGUUUUGUAAGCGUAUUAAGCAGUAACAAGAAAAAAUUAUAAACACAAAAAAAACCGAAGAACUGUACGUUUAACUAUUAUUAC